Helobdella robusta is the source of this 5207-nucleotide messenger RNA. RefSeq lists its product as hypothetical. The record is from RefSeq and is a predicted model, not a curated record. Gene Ontology annotation, biological process: regulation of transcription by RNA polymerase II. The coding region runs from base 1 to 4842 and encodes 1613 amino acids. Gene Ontology annotation, molecular function: histone H3K9 demethylase activity; transcription coregulator activity; chromatin DNA binding. Lineage: Eukaryota; Metazoa; Annelida; Clitellata; Rhynchobdellida; Glossiphoniidae. Gene Ontology annotation, cellular component: histone deacetylase complex; chromatin. The transcript is spliced from 14 exons.
AUGCACCAGUGGCUCGGUCCCAACGUCAUCAACGCCAACAACGAGUUCGCCGAACAGUACGAGAAGCACUUGCGGAAGAUGACGUCAUCGGGCCACGGGUUGAGAGAUGGAGGAGGGGGCUACUCAUCACGAAGAAAAACCUACGAGCGUUCAAAACUUACUCCCGAAAUUAAUCGUCCAAUGAGGACGUCCGAAUCGACGACCUCAGCUUCUUCUCGUCCGGGCUCACGCAUUGACAUUUCUGUUGACGAAAGGUCCAGAUCCAGUGGAAUGUCGCAACGCAUGUCAUCUCAGCAGCCACAACAACUUCCUCAUCAUCCACAGCAGCAUCAACAUCCCGGUUCAUAUUCGUCUCCUUACUUACUACAGAACGAAAGCCUGUGGCCUUCUACGAUAAGACAACAACAACUGAAAGAAGAACGAAUGUAUUACGAACAAAAACAAAUUUACAGCAGCAGCAACAACAGCAAACAGCAGCAGCAACAGAUCCCGAAAUUAACUGCAUCGCCAUCUGCAUCGAGACAGCCUCCUGCGAAACAUCAAAACGCUCCUCACCCAUUCCAAAUUGAACAGCUCAUCAGCAAGAACAACUCCAGCGGCAACAACAACAACAAACAUCAACAAAACAUGUCAGCAUCUUAUCAACAACCGCAACAGCAUCAAGACAUGAGGCAGGCCAUGAAAAGAGAAUCUUCAUCUCCAAGCAGAAAUUCCACGAAACCGAAAAAGCCAAAACAUGAAAAGUUUAUAAGAUCUCAAGAAACACAUCCAUCUUUUCUACAGCAGCAGCAACAACAACAACAGUCACAUUAUCAGAUGAAAUCGUCAUCAUCACCUCUCCAACAGAAAGAAUCGUACCCGGCAAGUUUGAAAGAGCACCGCCAGUUACAGACCAACAAACAACCUGACCUAAGCGAACUCAUGCCUGCGUACGGUGACAGUUUCAAAAGUUUCGUGGACCAAGCGGUGCAGAAGGCCUUCCAACAGGAUAUGGAGUACGACGUGCCUGAGUAUGGGAAAGGCAAGCCCAGCAUAUUCAACAUACUUGAUCACUGCAACUACUUGGCUAGCGAGGGUUGCAACAGUAUUUUUGGCAACAACAACAACAACAACAGCCACAACAAUGAUAACAACAGCAGCAGCAACAAAAACAACUACAAUGUUAACAGGAAUCGAAAUUAUAGCGCAUUCGACGCUGUAAAUAGCGACAGUCGAAACGAAGGUACUAAAAAAUUGAAAUUGGAACAGUAUAACUCAGCUGAUGGGUCGUUCAAUAAGUCGAGAGAGCCAGUGCACAAAAUCAAAUCUUCAUCUUCGUUGUCAUCAUCUUCAUCAUCCAGGGAUCCAAACUACGAUUCAAAAUACGAGCUGUUUGAUUCGUACGCCAGACCGACGAUGGCCCAUUCACAGCAGCAGCAGCAGCAACAACAUUACCAACAACAAAUGACAACCCAACAACAACAACAACAAAAUUUCAGUAAACACAAAUCAGAUGAUUAUACAAAAUUUUCACAGCCGCCUCUCGCUUACCAUCAACAACAAUUCAAGAAUAUGGACGCGUCCUCAUCAUCCUUGCUUGCUUUCGAUUACUCUAAACAGACUGUCAUGUCGGCUGAUGAUAGAAAAAUGACGUCAUCAUCACCGACAAAUUUGAAUAAAAAUCAUCUCAAAAGAUGUAGCGCAGAACUUGACAUCAACAAAAGUUGGCCACACGUGACAUCCGUUGUCGCCACUACAACAACGACAAUCACGACGACCACCGCAAUUACUUCACUAGAAUCCUCAUUCGUUCCCUCAUCGCACUCAUCAUCGUCGUCGUCAUCUUACAUGUCAUCUACGUCAUUAUCGUCGUCGUUAUCUCAAAUGAAUAUCCAGCCAUCAAUCAGCAGCACCACUACACCACCAACAACAGCAACAACGGCAACUAAUCCCGAGGUCAACAUCAAAACAGAGAUCAAACGACACAUACCCAGCCCUCUUGAUCCCAAAGAAGUUUCAGCAUUGAAUUCCACAGGGAUGGACACGGAUAGCGACACGGUCAGCAGCCCUGCGAUUUCCGUUUGCGAUCAGAACAACAUUUGUUGUGGUGGAGCCGCAGGUGCUGCUGGCGGUAACAGUGGCGGGGGUAGCCACCACAAGUUCAAGAAAGCCCUUCUUAGGAGAUUUGCCGACGAGGGAGAUAGAAAACCCGAAGACGACCAGCCACAACAACAACAGCCUACGAAUAAAAAUAAGUAUUUCAAUAACGCCAAAAGCGGCCACAACGACAGCAGUAGCAGCAGUAGCGGGUGUAUCGACGGUUCCAACAACGCUGUUUUAGAUAAGCCGGAUUACAACAACAACAAACAAAACAAACCAUUUAAAAAUAACACAAAUGCCCCUAAAUUAGAGAAUAAGUCUGGAUCAAAUACAACAACAGCAGCAGCAACAACAACUGCUGCUGCUACUGCUACUACUACGUCUAACAUUAAUAAUAACAAUAGUAAUAACACUACUUCAACGAUAUCCGAUCAUAAAAUGAUAGCAGAGAAGAUUAAAAAUGAUGACGAUGAAGACGACGACGAUGACGAAAAGCAGCCCGUAAGCCCUCCGAUGCCCAACCUUGACCUCGAGAACCAAUCAGAUAACGUCAUCAGGGCACCGUCGUCUUCGUCAUCAUCCUCAUCAUCUAAUAAUACUCAGGAGGCCAUUUAUGAUUUUGGCUCUACCUGCCCCCAGUCCGACUGCGAAACGAAGCUUAUGGAUAGGUACCAACAGCAGAAGAGUUUUUCCAAAGCUAGAAAAUCCGAAGCGUUGCAGUCGAAACCGCUGAACAGCAUCUCACAAGUGAAAAGGAAAAAGAUGAAGGUCCCAUUUCUGCAAGACGGCUCGUGCUUCAACCUAGCCUCAAAACUGCCAAAAUGCCGCGAAUGUAAGGUGAGCCGAAGAAACACCGACCAGAUAAAUAUCUUCUGCAGAUUCUACGCCUUCAGAAAACUGCAGUACUCAGCGAAGGGUCUGCUUGCGGUUAGCGGCUUCUCGAAGCCAGUGGACGCAGAGGCAGACGACAUCGAACUGUGGAUGCCGAUCUCGGUGGCUUGCACGGCAGACGAUAAGGAGCAAGCGAGAUACGUGGUGUCGUGCAUUGGAGACUGCUUCAACGAACUUAUCAAUAGGGAGAACACGGCUGUACCAGCUGUUCUCAACUCGGUGGAGAAUCCUUCAUGGAAGCGACCGAUCCAGGGCGUUCGCGAGAUGUGUGACGUGUGUGAAGCCGUCCUCUUCGACAUGCACUGGGUUUGCAACAAAUGUGGAUUUGCGGUGUGCACCGGUUGUUUCAGCAACAGGACCUCCCAUCCAGAAAUGGACACGUCCGAUUGGUUGACUUGCAGCAUCAACAAACAACCGCACGAACUCGACUCCCUCAUGUUAACUCAAAUCAUUCCAAGCGACGUUCGUAAAGUCAUCUACAGAAUUUUCAAGGAAACCUGUUCAAAGAACAAAAUAAACUUAUCCGAUUAUCACAAUAGUUUAAAAAGUCAAUCCGAGUCUGAAAGCUUGAGCAGUGGCGAUGCAUCAGACAACUGCAGCGAUCAUACUUCGUCUUUUGAGUUGAAAACUGAAAAAAAUGUCUGCAAGGAAGAUUACGAAGAAGAGAGCGAAGCGCCGAAACAGGAUGCACCCUUGAGGCACCUUCCCGUCUCAUUCGAGUACGCGAGGGGCGGCCACCUCUCCCCCGACGAAAUGGACAGAUUCAAAUGCAGAUGGAGGCAAUCAGAACCUGUCGUAUUCACCAACUGCUACAUCGACUCCGACCUCUGGAAUCCUGACAACUUGUCUCUUGAGUUCGGUCAUUUGAAGAUGGACAUCAUCGAGUCGCCAUCAGGGCAAAUCUUGAACAACCAAUCCAUGGAAAAGUAUUGGAAUGCCUUCGCCGUGCCAAUUCAGUCGUCGUCGUCGUCGUCGUUAUCUUCAUCCUCCUCAGGUAAUGCAUCCCGCGGACGCAAUUCAAAUCACCUCGCCGUCUCACACAGAUUGAAGGAGUGGAUUUUUUCGGAUGUCAAUGACAGGGCCCGCAGUUUCAUAAAACAUAUUCCCCUACCGACCUACAUCCCUCCGAACGCCCCCUACAACACGGCCUCUAGAGUUCCAGACUUUUUUGUCAAACCAGAACUUGUGACGUCCGUUCAGGCUGUCUGCUUUGUGAAUCAACACAACAGCUACAGCAGCCACAGUAGCCAGAGCAGCGGUAGUGCCAAACGAUCGUCAGUGGUCGGUCUGCAAGUCAAAUGUUUUGACUUUGUCAAUCUUUCAGUCUAUUGUGGCCAUUUCAACUUGAACGAAACUAAACUGCUGGGUUCUCCGGGAAAAGGAAUGAAGAAAGAAAAUGUCGGCAAGCCAGGCCCCUUACUCUGGCACAUAUUCAACCCGAGUGACUUCAACACGAUCAAAUCUUUUCUUGAUCAGUGUGAAUCUAAUCAGUCGAGUUCGCGAGUGCCGGGGACGAACAGCAGCCAAUCGAACGGCGCGCCAGCUGACUCCUCACUCUUAUUGGAUGGCUCCUAUUAUCUCGACGAUUCAAAACUCUUGCAGUUGAAGCAGAAAUUUAAAGUUGAACCCGUGACCAUCGUUCAAAAAUUGGGAGAUGCUAUAUGUGUCCCUGCCAUGUCUGUUUUUCAGGUGAAGACAGCGUGCAACUAUGUAUCAGUGAGCAGAGAUUUCUUGAGUCCAGAGAGUGCUCGAGUCGUCUUCAAGUGGAUGAAUGAGCACAAGAAAUUAGUUUCUUCUCUGGGUUUUGAAGACCACAUACAAAACAUCAUCUACCAUUCCACAAAGGAGUGCUUGACAGUACUGCGUCAGUGAACCAACCAACCAGCCAGCCAGCCAGCCAACUAUCCUUUCAUCUCUCCAUCUCUCAACCUCAUUCAUUCAUUUGUUCGUUCGUUCAUUCAUUCAUUCAUUCAUUCGUUCGUUCGUUCGUUUAUCCAUUCAUUCAUAUUCGUCAAUUGGUCGUUUGCUAUUUGUGGCUUUUUGUUAUAUUACAGUCGGCAUUACUUGUUUUAAAAUGUUAGCAUGAAUAAAUAAACAUACGGCUUGUAAAUUGUUAAACUGUAGCAUUACUUCCUCAUCUUCUCCUUCUUCUUCCUCUUUCCACUAUUGUCACACAUAGUUCAACUUGUUUUAUUAUGUGCUCUUGAAUGUAUAUAGAAAGAAGAUGAUGUGGUUGA